Messenger RNA from Daphnia carinata, 2635 nucleotides. Its product is annotated as mucin-2-like. The record is from RefSeq and is a predicted model, not a curated record. The coding region runs from base 22 to 2421 and encodes 799 amino acids. The transcript is spliced from 2 exons. Lineage: Eukaryota; Metazoa; Arthropoda; Branchiopoda; Diplostraca; Daphniidae. Gene Ontology annotation, cellular component: extracellular matrix.
GCCUUAAUACUAGUUGGUCUGAUGACGAUCAUGGUAGCAGGUCAAAACGAAUGGGAAGAAUUCAAUUUAGAGCAUGAUGAAUCUUUAUUGUACGAUGACAUUUCCAGUUACGCCUCCACACCUCCUGUGGCAACGGCCAACAAGGUUAAUAACAAUUCUAUUGUCUUUCCAACAUCACCUUCAAAAGAGCCCGAUCCAGAGCCAGAGCCGAAAUCACCGACUGCAGCCAUUCACGCUUUGAACGCUAAGACUGCCAGACCUUACAGCUUUGGAUAUGCGGUGGAGGACAGUAAAGCUGGCUUAGAUUUCGGACACAGUGAGACCAGCGAUGGUACGAGUGUUACGGGAACGUAUUACGUUUUACUUCCUGACGGGCGUAAGGAGACUGUCAACUACAAAGCUGAUGCAAAUGGAUAUGUAGCAGAGGUUUCCUACGAAGGUGAAGCAAAAUUUGAUGAUAAACAAGCACUGAAAACAAAAGGUACCUUUGGGAAACUACAAGUGGAUUCCGGAAACUCUGGACCUGGUCCAGCAGUUGGUACAAAUGUUGAGACCCCACGAUCUGGGCCUUCUUCUAAAGCCCCGUCUUCACAAGUAGUUCAGCAAACUCCAACAGCUCUUGGGGGUUCAACAUCAUCAACUCUUAAAACACCAACGGUCAAUAUCAGUUCAACUGCUAGUACCGCUACUUCUGCUCUUCCUUCUAGCACUACCCAACCUUCACCUGUUUCCACUCCAAUCCCCUCUCCAACCUCACCUUCAACUGCAAUUGAAUCUUCAACUACAAUCCCGAAAUUGACUACAAUUCAAACUCAAAUUUCAAACCCAACUGCAAAACCGACUACACCUUCCGUUUCAACCUUGAUUGCAACUUCUACUCCUAGUCCCAUCUCGACUUCUGGAACUCCUCCAGUUCCAGUUACAAACGCAUCUUUGUCUUCGUCUCCGAUUUCAACUGGAACUCAAAUUCCAAACCCAACUGAAAAACCUACUACACCUUCCGUUUCAACUUUGAUUGCAACUUCUACUCCUAGUACCAUCUCGACUUCUGGAACUCCUCCAGUUCCAGCUCCAAACGCAUCAUUGUCUUCGGUUCCGAUUUCGACUGGAACUCCAACCCCUCUUACUUCAAAUUCUGGUAUUACUACAGUCCCUGUCACAAGCCCAUCUUCAACUGCAGUUCCAACUCAAAUAUCAGUUCCAGAUACAACUCCACGUCCAAACGCAACGUCCAUUUCAACUCCCAGUGUAAUUACCUCUCUCCCUAAACUCUCCUCAUCCUCCGUGACAAGCCCAGCAACAACCUCAGUCCCAGUUCAGAAUCUAACAUUCAUGCCAUCACCUCAAACCCUUGGAACUCGACCCACUGGAGCACUUACGCUUUCCUCAGAUACCCCGUCCAUUCCUUCAGUCAUCCCCAAAGCUCCUGAAACGUCAUCUUCAACAUCCAAAUCUUUUUCCGACGCUCUAGCAGCUUUCGUUCGUUCAGCUGGGCCGACCUUCAUUUAUUGCCGCAAUCUUCUGCCUAAUUGCACAACUAAAAAUCGAACAUCUCGAGCCUCGAGCAAAGCAAAAGGAUCUACCCCUCAAACUCUUUCACUUUGCAAAUAUUGCAUCACCUUAAAGAACACCUGCUCCAACCUGGAAUCUUCUGAACCCGUAUCUCCUGUCCGUAAUGACACAUAUCAAGCAUUCCAAGCUCUAAUACCUUCACCUCCUUCAUGGCCACCUGUGACAUCACCCGUAGCAUUAACAAGAGCAAUCAACGAUCCGACCUCAAAUUCAACUGCGAAACCUAGGCCGUCCGACCGAUUUGCCGAAUCCAUUGAUUUUAGGGACGUUGUGGAUGAAGCUCCUUCAGGCCUAUCUGAUGUUGCCCAGUACGCUGAAACGCAUUUCAAUUACUGCCGCGGAAUAAGGUCGUUCUGCCCUCGAUUAGAAUCUACUCGACCCUAUUGGGAAGGGUCUUCUGAAGUUCCUCGUAAAUGGAAAGAAUCAUUUCUUUCAACCAUCAACGCGUGUAGUUACUGUCGCAGCUUGUGGCCUCUCUGUUUCGAAUUGGAAACAUCUGAAUUUCUCCUAGAUCCAGCGCAAUUAUUCACUCUGCGCGCACUGGAAGAGGAUGUCAGUGAUGCUAUUUUCACUCUGAAUUAUUGUCGUAACAUGACGGAAGAUUGUUCUAAAUUGAACGCUACCCAAUACUUGCAAGAGUUUACGCCUCAGGCCCGUUCUGUUCCAGUGGCAGAUCCUGUUCAAACUCAAAUUUCAUUUCUCGAAGAGCAAUCAGUUUCCGAGCUCGUAGAAGAUCUUUCUGAACCGCUGCAAUCCGAGGAUGGAAAUGAAGAGGAUUCAGGAGGAAUCCAACUUGUUAUAUAUUGCCGUCGCGUAUCGUCGAUUUGCUCUCAGUUAACGUCUAUGUAAUAAAAUCGACAUGGAAGGAUCCCGAAGUAAUCCAACCUGGCAGAUUAGAAGGAAAAGGACCUACGUAAUAAUAGACUUGUGUCGUCAUCAACUAUAUCAAGAAAGCGUCAAGAUCAAAAGACAAUUACAUAUACCAGUUCAUGUAAGAUUAUGAUUAUUAUUUUUUAACUUAUUCAACCAAUAUUCUCGCAUAGUGUGAAAUAUAAUAAAGAGA